Molecule: messenger RNA, 1803 nt
Organism: Naumovozyma dairenensis CBS 421
Lineage: Eukaryota; Fungi; Ascomycota; Saccharomycetes; Saccharomycetales; Saccharomycetaceae
Gene: MEX67
Product: Mex67p
Exons: 1
Coding region: 1-1803 (600 amino acids)
Biological process (GO): poly(A)+ mRNA export from nucleus
Cellular component (GO): nucleus
Molecular function (GO): protein binding; RNA binding
Source: RefSeq, a predicted model, not a curated record
AUGAAUGGUGGUUUCCAUAAUGUUAAUAACAUAAAUGCCAUGGCACAACAACAGGCACAACAGAACAGAGUUAGAGUAGCAGUGUACAAUUGGCAAAAUGCUACAGUCCAAGAUCUUUUAAGUUACAUCAGUAGAACCAUGCGAGUGGCCAUUCAAGAUUCAUUCGUGGAAGAUAACCGCGUCGUUGGGUUCGUUAACACCAAAACUGAUGCUGAUAACCUUAUGAAAUGGAAUGGGAUGAGAUUUUCUGGUCAAAACUUGAAAUUUGAAAUAUUAGAUGACAUAUCUUCAUCUACUUCCACUACUAUUACGUUCUUUAGAAAUACUCUCUUUAAAAGAUAUGACCCACAAUCAAAGAUGUUGAAUUUGGGGAACUUGUAUAAUGAUCCUGAUUUGGUAUCUCAAGGUCUGUUUUCCAAACCUUCUACACAAUCUAAACUGCUUCCUGGUCUUUUGAAAGUUGCCUCUAAGGAACCACAAUUGAUUGUUGAUAGCUUGAAUUUAUCUGAUAAUAGUAUCAAAGAUGUUAAAUCUCUUUCCACUUUGGCACAAACUUUCCCAAAUUUGAAAAACUUAUGUUUGGCUAAUAAUCAAAUUUUCAAAAUUCAAUCUUUGGAUAUUUGGAAAAAUAAAUUCAAAGAAUUAAGAGAAUUAUUAAUGACUAAUAACCCAAUUACAAAUAGUCAAAUGUAUAAAACUGAAAUGUUAAGAUUGUUUCCAAAAUUAAUCGUCUUAGAUAACGUCAUAGUAAGAGAUGAACAGAAAUUAAAUUCAAUCUUUACCUUACCAAUGAAAAUCCAACAAUUUUUCUUCGAAAAUAAUGAAUUAGGCUCUUCUUCAACGGAUUUUGUAACAAAUUUCCUUAACCUUUGGGAUAAUGAUAGAAAUCAAUUACUCAAUCUGUACACUCCACAAUCACAAUUCUCUAUUGCAGUAGAUACAUCUCAACCUCCAUCUACCGUGGAAGAAUUAGAUGCAAACCCCUCAUUCGGUUAUUAUUUAUCAAUGUCUCGUAACAUUUGUAAAGUAUCAAGUGAAAAAUCAAUUCAACAACGACUUUAUUUAGGCCCUGAAUUCAUAGGUAACGUCUUCAAGGCAUUACCUAAAUCAAAACAUUAUUUACAAGAACGAUCAAACGACUAUUCCAUGGAAGCUAUAGCAUAUCCCCAGGUAAAUGGAUUUCUAAUAACUUUACAUGGUGUGUUUGAUGAAGUAGCAAAACCAGAUUUCGAUAUCAAUGGCAAACAAGCUGCUAAAUCAUCAACAUCAAAUAGAAACAGAAGGUAUAAUCAUGGUCAUUCACCUGCAACAAAUAGAUUAUCCAAGAAAUCAUUCGAUAGAACUUGGGUAAUCGUUCCAAUGAAUAACACCGUAGUGAUAGCAUCUGAUUUACUGACUGUAAGACCAUUCGUUUCAAAUGCAUGGUCAACCAAACAACAACCUCAAUCACAAUCACAACAAUCCCCAGUCGCUGGCAUUCCAACAGGACCAUCAUCAGCAGCAGGAGCAAUAUCUGGAACGCCUACAGGUGCUACCUCUACACCACCAAUAAUACCAAAUCAACAACAACAACAACAACAAAUACCACCAGCAUUAGCACCAACAUUACAAUUACCACCAAAUGUGCAAGCGGGAUUAACACCAAUACAAUUGGAUUUAUUAAGUAAAUUACAUUUACAAACAAAAUUAAAUGCUGAAUAUACUUAUAUGUUGGCUGAACAAAGUGGUUGGAAUUAUGACGUUGCUUUAAAGGCUUUCCAAACAAGUAUUAAUAAUUUACCAAGUAAUGCAUUUAUUCAAUGA